CGCCAGGCCACGCCAAUCCCCCCUCCGCCUCUGGCCUCCGUUCCUUGUUUCUUGCUUCUUCAUUUAGGGUGCACGUUAGGUUUCCGUCUUCUUCCGCCGUCGCUGUUCUAGGGCUACAUAUCCCUUGAUUGUUUCAGAGUAUCGGAUACUGCUGGGGAGGAGGAUUCCCGGCGGGGAAAGCAGAAAGCUGUUUGAGAGAUCCCUUUGUUUAAGCCUCCUUCUGAAGGGCCGGCGUGGGUAUUCUGUGGUGGUUUGACGGAGCGCUAGGGUUUCACUUCUCUAUAUCAGAACCCGCCUGCUUCGUUUGAGGGGGUGGCCGGGGCUCCGGCCUCGGCGGGUUUCAAAGCCCCCAUUUCGAGAUCGAAAUCUGAAAAUUAAGGUAGAGUUUUUUGUCUUUUGGUCUUGUGGCUGCGACGGCGAAGAAAUGCCGGCUCUCGAGUGCGUAGACGCUGCAAUUCCUCGUGCCUACGCCUUCGCGAGAGAUGACGCUCUUCCCGCGCCGAGGGCAUUCCUUGGCGGCGCUCCGACGACCAAAGGCUGCGAUACCUCUGACGACUUCUCUUCGCCUUGGUCCACCGCCCAUUCCGCGGCCCUUUAUCAGAUCGAGGCAUGGGGCGCGCCUUACUUCAGCGUUAACUCUGACGGCGACAUCGCCGUGCGGCCGCAUGGUACUGCCACCCUUCCCCACCAGGAGAUCGACCUGAUGAAGGUGGUUAAGAAGGCAUCUGCCUCCACAACUGCUGGUGGACUGGGCCUCCGCCUUCCGCUCCUCGUCCGCCUUCCAGAUGUCCUGAAGCACCGGCUCGAGUCCCUCCACGGCGCCUUCGACUCCGCCAUCCAAUCUAACGGAUACCUUGCGCACUACCAGGGCGUCUACCCGGUCAAAUGCAACCAGGAUCGCUAUGUCGUGGAGGAUAUCGUUGAGUUUGGGACUCCAUUUCAUUACGGCCUUGAGGCCGGAUCCAAGGCGGAGCUCCUCCUCGCCAUGACUUGCCUCACUCGUGGUAGCCCGGACGCUUUUCUCAUCUGCAAUGGAUACAAGGACGAGGAAUACAUUGCCCUCGCGCUCAUCGCCCGUAGCAUGGAUCUCAACACCGUGAUCGUCCUGGAGCAGGAGGAGGAAUUGGACACGGUUGUCGAGAUCAGCCGAAGGCUCGGUGUCAGACCCGUCGUCGGCCUCCGAGCCAAGCUACGCACCAAGCACUCUGGUCAUUUUGGAUCCACCUCCGGAGAAAAGGGCAAGUUCGGGCUGACCACCAUGGAAAUCCUCUCCGUGGCCCGAAAGCUGCGGCGCCUGGAGAUGCUCGAUUGCCUGCAACUUCUACACUUCCACAUCGGCUCGCAGAUCCCUUCCACCUCGCUGCUUGCCGAUGGCGUCGGCGAGGCCGCCCAAAUCUACUGCGAGCUCGCAAGGCUUGGGGCCGAGAUGCGCGUCAUUGACAUCGGUGGUGGCCUCGGCAUCGACUACGACGGCUCUCGCUCCGGCGAUUCGGACAUGUCCGUGAGUUAUGACCUCGAGGAGUACGCCUGCGCCGUGGUGCGGGCCGUGAUGUUGGCAUGCGACCGCAAGAAUGUGCGCCAUCCAAUCAUUUGCAGCGAGAGCGGCCGCGCGCUGGUGUCCCAUCAUUCCGUGGUCAUCUUCGAAGCAGUCUCAUCCAGCGCCAUCGGAGCCGGUACUUUGCCUUUCGCUGGUGCCGAUGUCUCGUUCCUCGCGGAGGAGCUCUCGGACGGCGCGCGUGCCGAUUACAGCAAUCUGAUAGCAGCCGCAUUUCGCGGAGACUACAAAUCCUGUGCAGUUUAUGCAGAUCAGUUGAAGCGGACAUCCGUCGAACAUUUCAAGGACGGGAUUGUUGGUCUAGAACAAUUGGCGGCGCUGGAUGUCCUUAGCGAUAUCAUCGCGAAGGCAUUGGGCGAGGCUGAUCCAGUGAAGACAUACCAUGUUAACUUGUCCAUCUUCACCUCGAUUCCAGAUUUCUGGGGUAUCGGGCAGGUCUUCCCCAUCGUCCCAAUCCAUCAUCUCGACCAGAGGCCGGGAGUGAAAGGCAUUCUGUCCGACCUAACUUGCGAUAGCGAUGGGAAGGUGAACCAGUUCAUCGGAGGGCAAUCUACCCUUCCGCUACACGAACUCAGUGGCGGCGGCGGCGGAUACUAUUUGGGGAUGUUCCUCGGAGGGGCUUAUCAGGAGGCGCUCGGGGGUCUGCACAACCUGUUCGGGGGACCGAGCGUUGUGCGCGUGUCGCAGAGCGAUGGGCCGCACUGCUUCGCGGUGAUGCUGGCGGUGCCCGGCUCAUCUUGCGCGGACGUCCUGCGAGCGAUGCAGCAUGAGCCCGACGUGAUGUUCGAGGCGCUCAAGCACCGCGCAGCCGAGUGCGGGGUGGAGGGCGGCGACGCCAUUAUGCGCGUUCUCCAUUCGAUGCCGUACCUCAUCUGCGGGGACGGUGGUGGCGUGGUCGCAGGGGACGCUACGAGCAGCGACUCGGACGGGUGCUGCGGCGUUGGUAUGGAGGAGGAAGACGAGUACUGAGCUGCUGAAGGUGAUUCUGCCGUUAUGUUCUAGUCGUCGGAGUGUCGCGUUUCCGUCGACGUCGGUCCUUUAUUCUGUUCAAAUGUUGGUAGUGGGUAGUGAGGGUGCUGCGGCGGAGGUAUGGAGGAGGAAGACGAGUACUGAGCUGCUGAAGGUGAUUGUGCCGUGCAGUUCUAGUCGUCGGAGUGUUGCGUUUCUGUCGACGUCGGUCCUUUUAUUAUGUAUGUUCAAAUGUUGGUAGUGGGUAAUGACGGUGUUAGAUCCGCAUCUACUUUUGGCGAUGGGAUCUGGCCGCUCACGUGAGUCGUCGGUCUAAUCUCAGUUUGUUUGCAAUUCAGUUGAGUUCCAAUUUACUAGUUGUGGUCUUCUGCACUGGUGAUCUUAUUUAAUAAGAAUUUUCUUUGUAUUUUA
Molecule: messenger RNA, 2935 nt
Organism: Zingiber officinale
Lineage: Eukaryota; Viridiplantae; Streptophyta; Magnoliopsida; Zingiberales; Zingiberaceae
Product: arginine decarboxylase-like
Exons: 1
Coding region: 425-2524 (699 amino acids)
Biological process (GO): L-arginine catabolic process; spermidine biosynthetic process
Molecular function (GO): arginine decarboxylase activity
Source: RefSeq, a predicted model, not a curated record